Nilaparvata lugens (brown planthopper) is the source of this 3001-nucleotide messenger RNA. RefSeq names its product SPRY domain-containing protein 7. Gene Ontology annotation, molecular function: protein binding. Bases 68 to 661 code for a protein of 197 amino acids. The record is from RefSeq and is a predicted model, not a curated record. The transcript is spliced from 5 exons. NCBI's taxonomy places the organism in Eukaryota, Metazoa, Arthropoda, Insecta, Hemiptera, Delphacidae.
CAUCGAGCAUUGAUUUACAAUUAUUUUACAUUUAAUUCGAUACUUUCGAUUAUUUUAUUUUGACAAUAUGUCACUUACAAUGUUGUGUUGUUUUAAAAAUUGUUUUGAAGGAACUCUUUUCAGCGCUACUAGUGUUAGAAGAGAGCCAAUCAAUCCUAUAAUUUUAGAUACAAGUAAUGUAGGUCAUGAAGUAGUAAUCAUCAAAAAUGGUCUACGAAUUUGUGGAUCAGGAGGUGCUCUUUGUACAGCCCCACUUGUGCAAAGCAAAUCUUACUUUGAAGUCAAACUACAACAAACAGGGGUUUGGGGUAUCGGAUUAGCGACCAGAGGAUGUGACAUCAACUCAGCGCCUGGCGGUGGUGACAGUGAGUCGUGGGUGUUGUGCCAUGAUGGCAGCAUAAGACACAAUGCUGCCGAACUAACACGAUUAACUGAAACGCCCGCCGAGGGAGAUGUGUUGGGUGUAACCUAUGACCAUAUCGAGCUUAACUUUUCCCUGAAUGGAAAACCUCUGGAAAAGCCUGUCUCGGGGAUUCGAGGGACUGUUUUCCCAGCUCUGUUUGUUGACGACGGAGCUAUAUUGGACCUUAUUGUUGACAACUUCAUCCAUCCUCCUCCCAGCGGAUUUGAACGGAUUAUGCUGGAACAAUCUCUGCUUUAACGUGCAUUCAAAAUAAGGCAUGUUUCCUCAUAUAACGUUCGUUACGCCAUUUCAACAUUAUUUUAUUGUUACGUUAUCUCCUAAGUGAUUUUGUCUUCAUGUACUCAUGUUGUCUUGGGUGUUUUCAUGUACAAGAUAUUUUAUUUUAAAAGUACGCUAUUUAGAAGGUAUAUUAUAGUUAUCUUCAAAAUUAUUUUAACUUCAAAAGCUAUCUUACCGACAUAAUAGUAUUUUCAAAAUACGAUAUUAGAUGUUGAAAUGAUUUAGCAAUACUUUAUAGCUUUUAUCUGGUUUAUUUGUAUAUGUUAUAAUGAAUUUAUGUUAUGAAGGUAUUGCUGUAGAUAUUCAUAUUUUAUGAGACGAUAAUAAUAAUAAUAUUAUUUUAAUAUUAUUAUUAUUAUUAUAUUAUUAUUAUUAUUAUGAGACGAUAAGAAAUUAUCACAAUUUUAUAAAAAUUGAGGAAUAGUUUUGGGUGCUAGAAUAUUAUCAAUCUCUAGUAAAUUUGAGAUUCCUCUAGUACCGUACCUCCAAAGUUUGAGAGAUAUUACUUUUUUACACGGCUCUCUCUCGAAGACAGCAUGCUCCCUACUUUUGUGUCAGCAUCCAAUUGUGCGCAGCAUGCUUACUCCUCUCCACUACUCUGUCCUUGCUACAAACUGUGGAAGGGGAAAUCUGUUUCCACUUUUCAUGUCAAAAGUAAUAUCUCUCGGUUUUAGGAACCUCCAGUAAAUAACCUCAAGUGAACUCUUUAUUAUCUCUCUCUAUCUCUAUCUCUUGAGAUAGUGAUUGAUUGAUUGAUUGAUUAAUUGCCUUUAUUAGGAUGGAGUUAUGACGAGAGAGAGAGAGAGAGAGAGAGAGAGAAAAAUAGACACAGACAGAGAUUGAGAGAGAUAAACAGUAUAUUAUAUAUCAAGUUGAUAUCACAGAAUUUUUUAUUUUGUAUAAUUUAGUGUAAUGUAUUGUGGUAAUAUCCAAGAACUAUUUCAAAUUUCUACCAGUUAUGAUUUCAAUAUUGCGGUACUGUCAAAGAACUUUUGUAUAUUAUUUCAUAUCAAAUAUUUUUAUAACAAAUAAUGUUGAAUAAGCGUAACUCUCUAUUGAGGGAAACUUCAAAACCUGUGGUAUAAUGCCAAACUAACUUCUUAAGCGUAAUACUUACAACAAUAAGUCCAAAACAUAAUCAAUAACUUGCAAAUUGUACUAGUCCUAAUGUUACAUUCAGAUGGAGACAUUUAUCGCGCUAAAGCAUUAUCAUAGAGUGAUCUAGGGUCUAGCUAGACUUGUGUGUAGAACGAGGUCAUUAAAACUGGUCCAAAUCUAAUAUGAACCUAGAUGAAUUGAAUGUAGGGUGAAUUUUAAUCACCAAAUGAUAACACAAUUUGUUAUCUGGUUUAGAUUACUCCAAGAAGACUAGAGCCAUACCAGUCUAAACACUUUGGAACCAAAUUUUCUGUCUAAAUACUUGAUCAGUGUAUUCUUAUUCAAUGCAAUACUAGAGCUAGAUCAGUCUAGACUUUUCUAUCAAUGUCGUAAGUUAGUUAUCUAGAUCACUCUACAGUUUAACGCAAUGAAUGUAUCCAUCUUGGUGUCUCACUAUUUAUUUUUCAAAAAUAUUUUUUCUAAAUAUCACUGGAUUAACUGAGAUGCUAAGCAUCAAUUCAUAAUAUUCAUCAGUUUUUGUUAUAGAAAUAGCAAACAUAUGUGUCUACAAUAAUAAUUAUUUUAACUACUUAAUUGUUUAUCAUUAUGUUGAAUUUUAUCUGUCCGUAGGUAUGCACAAGUAGAUUAUGGUUAUUAAUUCGUUAUUUGUAGAAUAUCAUUAAAACAUUAUUUAUAAGUGUAUAACAUGAUUGGGGAAAAAAUUAAUCAUGCAUUUAUUAAUUUAUUUUAAUUUACAAAAAUGUAUAUGAUAUGAUAAUUUUAUGAUGCCAUACAAAAAUUGUUAGGAAUUCAAAUUUAUGUAAAUAAUUCACGUACAAUUUUAUGUUAACCAGGUAUUCUCGAACUAGAGUAGCGGGUACUAUUAAUAUGAAAAAAUUUACUCUGAAAUGCCUUCUUAUAAUAUGUAUCAACUCUCUAUAUUUUUAUCGAAUUUCACCAUUCAUUUUCUGAAGUUAUCAAGCAUGAUAUUAUUGAAAAUACAGAUUUAUAGUGUAAAGAGACAAUAGUGUUUUAGAAUUUUACUCCAUUUAGUCUCAAUUUCCAUAAGUUACUUAAGAAUAUUAUUUAUUCAAAUUUUGUUCCUUUGUUGCCUGUACAACAAAUAAAUGAAAAUGUAAAUGUUCCACUUAUUGUGUAAAUGUUUUGUAUGUAUUUGAUACAGUUUUAUCUUUAUUUCUU